ACUAACAUACCCAAUUGUCGCGGGUCAGAAUCGCAACUUCUAUGGAAUUUAAGUAUGACUUUUUGUGCUGCUGUCGCGAAUCGCGACUACAAUUGUUGUCAAUUCCAGCGAGAAAAUGCCGCGUCUUCCACACCAAGAUCUUGUUUCCGUCGACCGUGGUGUAGUGCCGUCGAUUAUUUGUAGGUGGUGCGCGGUGCUUACUGAAUCAUUCAGAAAAAUUUCUGUGACCAUCUCCGCAUCCUAUUAAGGGAGUUGUGUACUAUUGUGAUUGUUUUCUAUCGAAGGAUUGUAAUCUUCAGAUGUUCGUUGUGUACAAUCGAUGGAAUGUCUGCAGGAUAAAGUGGAGGCUGCCCUCCUCCCCCAUCGAACGCCAUCGUUGGUCCUCUAGUCCCGAGCUGUGGCGGUGAGCGGGCAGUAAUGGCAGCCGCGCAUCGUCUGCUGCUGCUCGCGUGCCUCUUCUGGUACGUCCGCGCCGAGACCUCUUGGGCCGCCCUCAGGCCCGAGAAUCUACUGGUGCUGGAGCCCAGAGACGUAGCCGUCAAAACGUCGUCUGAAGAUGAAGUAUGUUCCAAAAACAUUGAUAUUCGCAACUCUGUAUCAUCUUUUCGCAAGCUGGAAAACUGCUCGGUGAUUGAAGGAUCGCUCCAGAUCCUGUUAAUUGACAAGGCAGAGCACAAGGACUUUGAGAACUUGACUUUUCCAAAGCUUCAGGAAAUUACGGGUUAUCUUUUGUUGUACAGAAUUCAAGGACUUCAGUCAUUAUCAAAGCUUUUCCCCAAUCUCGCCGUCAUCAGGGGGGAUGUGCUUUUUCAUAACUAUGCUCUCGUCAUCUAUGAAUUGCGUGCCAUACAAGACGUCGGACUCGUGAGCCUGACGACCAUUUUGAGAGGCUCAGUGCGCAUCGAGAAGAACCCUCAUCUGUGUUAUGUGGACACCAUCAACUGGGACUACAUCGCCAAGGCUGGUCGGGGAGGCCACUUCAUCAAGGAUAAUAAGCCUUAUGAAGAGUGCCCUAAUACUUGUCCUGUUGCUGAAUGUCCAACUGUGAUCAAUCCCAGGUUGCAGAGGCAGCAGAAACUCUGUUGGAAUUCUCAUACGUGCCAGAAAGUUUGUAAUAUAGAUUGUGAAUACAGAAAUUUAACGUGCUCCUCAAGGAAUGUAUGCUGCCAUCAAGAAUGUCUCGGAGGUUGCCAUGGUAAACUCUCGGAUAAAUGCAUUGCUUGUCGCCAUGUUGUGUUCAAAGGAAAAUGUAUGCGCCGCUGUCCAGCUGGUACUUUUAAGUAUUUAGAUCGCAGGUGCAUUGAAGAAGAUGAGUGUAAGAAUGUAACUAACAGAAUGCUGGACGUUCCGAUGAAUCAAGAAGUGAAGUGGAAACCGUUUCGUGGUGAAUGCUUACCUCACUGCCCUUCUGGUUUUGCGAUCAACGAGACAAACAAGCAUGAGUGCAUCAAGUGUGAUGGCCAAUGUCCGAAAAUUUGCGAUGGUGCUGUCGUUGAUAGUGUUGGAUCUGCGCAAAAGUUGAAAGGCUGUACAUAUGUGAAUGGCUCUCUUGAAAUUCAAAUUCAAGGAGGAGAAAAUAUCAUAAAUGAAUUGGAGACGAGCUUGAGCAGCAUACAAAUGAUUCGCGGCUAUUUAAAAAUUGCAAGAUCUUUUCCUCUUAUUUCACUACAUUUCUUAAGGGAUUUAGUUGAAAUACAAGGAGAGCAGCUUGAUAAAAAAGAAUAUGCAUUAUUAGUGUUAGAUAACCAAAAUUUGCAAGAGCUGUGGAACUGGGAGAGCAGAAAGACGAAACUUAGAAUCUCUCGAGGAAAAAUCUUUUUUCAUUUCAACUCUAAGUUAUGCCCCAACAAAAUAGAGGAGCUCAAGAAUUAUUCGUAUGUUCGCAAUUGGGAUGACAGAGAUGUGUCUCCAAGCUCAAAUGGUGAUAGAGUUGCUUGUAAUGUUGUGGAUAUGGAUAUGGUAGUGUGGCGUGUAGGAUCUGUAGUGGCAGGGCUGAGAUGGAAAAAUUUCCGCAAAACUCACACUGACAUGGAUUUUCGUUCCCUCCUUGGCUAUGUAGUUUAUUACAGAGAAGCGCCUGAUAGAAAUGUUACUAUAUUCGAUGGUAGAGAUGCUUGUGGAGCUGAUGUCUGGAAAGUUGAUGAUGUGGAAGCAGACGAAGAUGCAGAAUAUGUCAUAACUUUACUAACUCAUUUAAAACCAUAUACAACAUAUGCUACUUACAUGCGGACCUACACAAUUGCAUCAGCUGUAGUUGGAGCUCAAACACCAAUAAUUUAUUUCACAACAAAACCUGAUACACCUUCUCCUCCUGUAAAUGUUCAAGCUGUUGCCACAUCCCAAGGUGAAAUAAUAAUAUCAUGGUCACCUCCAAAAAGACCCAACGGAAACGUCACUCAUUACAUCAUUGAAGGCUAUAGAGAAAAGGAUUCUUCUGAGUUUAUUAGUCAAAGAAAUUAUUGCAAUGAGCCACUUGCUAUGUCGGAUUUCAAAAAAACUAAGGGUAGAAGCGAAGCAAUCGAAGAUGUCUCUUCCGAAGAGAAAGAACAGAAAAAGGGUUCAGAUUCUGAGAAAUGUUGCUCAUGCUCUAAAACAAAGUCACUGCCUGAUCAGGGAGAAGAUGCUGAAUCACAAAUUCAAUUUGAAGAUUUUAUUCAUAACAGUGUUUUCAUUAAAAAUCCUAAUGCGGGAAAACUGAAAACUGAGAACACAACCGUGACCUUGCUUCCUACCUCCGCAUCCUUUGAAUCUUCCACCGAGUUCUUCAAUGAGUCAUACAUGCACAUUCUUGGAAGUCCAUCUUCUUUGUCCACAGUAGUUGAAAAUGUCACCGAAGUUGCGAGCACUGUGCCACCAGAGUUAGAGGAAGGACGGUUUCGAUAUGUGGUUUAUGAUGAAAAGUAUCUGGUUGUUAAAAAUCUUCAUCAUUUCACGGAAUACACUAUUGAGGUGAAAGCUUGCCAAGAACCAGCCAUAGAUCUAGAUGAAUGCAGUUCCCAAGCAAUUACAACGAUUCGAACUUGGCCACUGGAUGGUGCAGAUGAUAUAGAUGUGAGUACUAUCAUCAUCAAUACUGAAAAUGCUACUUCUGGCAUCAUUACUGUGAAAUGGGAUGAACCUAAAAAUUACAAUGGUUUAAUACUGAAUUAUUACAUUGAAGUGAAAUCAGUUGAAGCGGGUGAUCAUCAACCUACCCCUCAUUGCAUUACGCAGUGGGAUUUUCAGAAGAAAAUGUAUUACACCUUAGGUGUGUCAAAACCUGGGAAUUAUUCAUUGAGAAUAAGAGCUACUUCCUUAGCUACAAGUGGAAAUUGGACCUCACCUGUACAUUUUGUUAUUCCAGAUGCUAAAGGUGGCCUUUGGAGAUCUGAAAUGCUUUCACUCUUUAUUGUUGGCAUAGUUGCAUUUAUAUUCAUAUCUUUUGGAGUUCCAUUUUAUUUCUAUUACAAGAAAAGAUAUGGAAAUGCUAUGCCAACAAUGCUUUAUGCCUCUGUGAAUCCUGAAUACAUGAGUGCUGUGUACGAACCUGACGAAUGGGAAGUUGCGAGAGAUAAAAUAACAUUGAUUCAAGAGUUGGGACAAGGAUCUUUUGGCAUGGUUUACAAAGGAGAAUACAAAACUGAGGAUAGAGGAAACAUAAAUUGUGCAGUUAAAACUGUUAACGAAUCAGCUUCAUUAAGAGAAAGGAUAGAAUUUUUACAAGAAGCCUCUGUUAUGAAAGCUUUCAACUGCCAUCAUGUUGUAAAAUUGCUGGGAGUAGUUUCUAAAGGUCAUCCAACUUUAGUCAUUAUGGAGCUUAUGGGGAAAGGCGAUUUGAAAGCGUAUCUGCGAUCACGUCGUCCAGAAGAAAAUAUUGAAAAUCCUGAUGUCCAUGCUCCUACACUCAGAGAAAUCUUGCAAAAUGCAGUUGAAAUAGCUGAUGGCAUGGCAUACUUGGCAGCCAAGAAGUUCGUCCAUCGAGAUCUUGCUGCUCGCAACUGUAUGGUAUCCGAUGAUUUGACGGUGAAGAUAGGAGAUUUCGGCAUGACUCGAGACAUUUAUGAAACCGAUUACUACCGUAAAGGUGGGAAAGGGCUUCUGCCUGUGCGUUGGAUGGCUCCUGAGUGUUUGAAAGAUGGUUUGUUCAGCUCCCAAUCAGAUAUAUGGUCUUAUGGUGUUGUUUUGUGGGAGAUGGCAACCUUGGCAUCCCAACCUUACCAAGGUUUAUCGAAUGAACAAGUUCUGCAAUUCGUGAUGUCUGGUGGAAAAAUGACAAUGCCAGAAAACUGCCCCGAAAAGCUCUAUGCUCUGAUGGACCUUUGCUGGAACAAAAAUCCCAAGGCCCGGCCAACCUUCGUGGAGCUGAUCGAAAUGCUUCUUCCAGAUAUUGAUCAGGUGAAAUUCAACGAAGUGUCCUUUUACUUCACUCAAAGACAAGAAACAAGCGCCAAAGAAAACGAACUAUGCGAUUCGGCCACUGCGUCCACUCCCAUGAGGAUCCAGUGGAUGGAAUCCCAGAACUCCAGGGAGGACUCUGACAACGAGCCAGAAGUGACUUUCUUUCCUCCCACCAGAAAUAUCUACCAAACGAGCUACCCAGAGGACAAUUACCAUGACGAGGGUGCGAAGGGGGACAGCCGAGCUUAUAGUGUUCAUUCCAAUGAUGGCAGCAAAGGCAUGUCUGCCACAUCCUCUGAUGACAGCAAGGGUAGCAAAGUUAGUAGCGUUUCCAACGGAAGCAUUGCCAAUGGACACGUCUCUUUCAUACCCGGUCGAACUACAAUGUGUUGAUCUUCAUCAGUGUCUGACUCAUACCGGUAGUAGAGAGUGCGCAAUUCAUUUAUCACAUCCGUUGUGUGUACUUUUCAUUUGGUGCUGUUUCAGGAAAAUCAAUGUUCAAACUCGGGGGGUGAUCCAGCUUGCUGAUUAUGGGCCGUGCGGCUUUCACGGCAAAUAUUCUAUCCUGUUCAAUGUGAGGCACUCAGAGCUGAAGUGGACCACGUCCAUGAGCUGUAGUUCUGAGGUAAAUCAAGAUAACUGUUUAUUGACAGUAGUUGAAUUUGUAAGUGAUUUGGAUGAUAAAUAUCCUUCGUUGUUUGUUGCAGUUUUAAACUAAGCUGAACAUUAGUCAUAGUUUGAAAAUUCAAUAACAAUGAUUUACAAGCAGCGAUUCAAUUUUCGAUCAGAAAUAGGUUUGGACUUGGACCACUUUAGC
Uloborus diversus is the source of this 5194-nucleotide messenger RNA. Its product is annotated as insulin-like peptide receptor. Lineage: Eukaryota; Metazoa; Arthropoda; Arachnida; Araneae; Uloboridae. Gene Ontology annotation, cellular component: axon; insulin receptor complex; membrane. The transcript has 25 exons. The record is from RefSeq and is a predicted model, not a curated record. The coding region runs from base 418 to 4770 and encodes 1450 amino acids. Gene Ontology annotation, biological process: positive regulation of kinase activity; positive regulation of MAPK cascade; positive regulation of phosphatidylinositol 3-kinase/protein kinase B signal transduction. Gene Ontology annotation, molecular function: ATP binding; insulin receptor substrate binding; insulin receptor activity.